Molecule: messenger RNA, 1719 nt
Organism: Cinclus cinclus
Lineage: Eukaryota; Metazoa; Chordata; Aves; Passeriformes; Cinclidae
Product: cytochrome P450 26C1
Exons: 6
Coding region: 1-1719 (572 amino acids)
Biological process (GO): sterol metabolic process
Molecular function (GO): monooxygenase activity; oxidoreductase activity, acting on paired donors, with incorporation or reduction of molecular oxygen; heme binding
Source: RefSeq, a predicted model, not a curated record
AUGCCGGCCGGGCUCUCCUGGCCCGAGGCGGCGGCGCUGGGGCUGCUGGCCCCGGCUCUGCUGGUCACUCUGUGCCGGCACCUGUGGGCGCUGCGCUGGAGCCUCAGCCGGGACCGCGCCAGCGCCCUGCCCCUGCCCAAGGGCUCCAUGGGCUGGCCCUUCUUCGGGGAGACUCUGCACUGGCUGCUCCAGGGCUCCCGUUUCCACAGCUCUCGGCGGGAGAGGUACGGAAAUGUCUUCAAGACCCACCUCCUGGGCCGCCCGGUGGUGCGGGUGACAGGAGCUGAGAACAUCCGCAAGAUCCUGCUGGGUGAGCACACGCUGGUCAGCACGCAGUGGCCCCAAAGCACCCAGAUCAUCCUGGGCUCCCACACUCUGCUCAGUUCCACCGGUGACCUGCACCGCCAGCGUCGCAAGAUCCUGGCCAGAGUCUUCAGCCGCGCCGCCCUGGAGAGCUACCUGCCGCGGAUUCAGAAGGUUGUGAGCUGGGAGCUGCGGGGCUGGUGCAUGGAGCCAGGCUCUAUCGCAGUUUAUUCCUCCGCUAAAACCUUAACUUUCCGCAUUGCAGCUCGGAUUCUGCUGGGGCUCCGCCUGGAGGAAAAGCAAUUCAAGGAUCUGGCCAAAACUUUUGAACAGCUGGUGGAGAACCUCUUCUCCCUGCCCCUCAACAUACCCUUCAGUGGGCUGCGCAAGGGAAUCAAAGCACGGGACAUGCUACAUAAGUUUAUGGAGAAGGCUAUACAGGAAAAACUGCAGAGAAACAACCCCGAAGACCACAGUGAUGCUCUGGAUUUCAUAAUGAACAGUGCCAAGGAGCACGGCAAAGAAUUCACCAUCCAGGAGCUAAAGGAAUCAGCAAUUGAGCUCAUAUUUGCUGCUUUUUUCACCACGGCUAGCGCUAGCACCUCUCUGAUCCUCCUGCUAUUGAAGCACCCCUCAGUGAUUGAAAAAAUAAGGCAGGAGCUGAUGUCCCAUGAGUUGUACCAGCAGAGUCAGUGCUGCCCUGCAGGACCCUGCCUGGACACACUAACCAUCCAGAGCAGGGACAGAGAGAAACCACUUUCCUCCUCCAUGGCCAAAGAUAUUCACAAGGACCAGAGCCAGUCCCCGGCCCCAGUGGAGGAAGAUUCCCUCCAGCCCCGUGCCCUGCUGGAGCCCACUGUCCCCCGGAGCAGCCCCUGCACUGGCCCCCAGCUCCUGGCAUCAGCAGGACAAAGCUGUCACUGCACCUCAGACAUCAGCCUGGAGAAGCUGAGCCGCCUGCGCUACCUGGACUGUGUGAUCAAGGAGGUGCUGCGGGUGCUGCCCCCAGUCUCCGGAGGUUACAGGACGGCACUGCAGACUUUUGAGCUCGAUGGCUACCAGAUCCCCAAAGGCUGGAGCAUCAUGUACAGCAUCCGUGACACACACGAGACAGCUGCUGUCUACCACAGCCCCCCCAGCAGCUUUGACCCAGACCGCUUCGGUGCCGGCCGGCCAGAGGCUGCAGGCCGGUUCCACUACAUCCCCUUCGGGGGAGGGGCACGGAGCUGCAUUGGGAAGGAGCUGGCACAGGCCAUCCUCAAGCUGCUGGCCAUUGAGCUGGUCAGCACGGCCCGCUGGGAGCUGGCCACCCCUGGCUACCCCACCAUGCAGACUGUGCCCAUCGUGCACCCUGUCGAUGAUGGGCUGCAGCUCUACUUCCACGCCCUGCAGCCCAGCCAAGGCCACAAGGCCUGA